UGUAAACUUCUUUGUUGUAAACUUCUUACAUGAUACUAUUAUAAACUGAUGACAUUGUCAAUCUGUUUAGACACUAACUUUUGUCAAUGUAUCAAAAUGUAACCAAAAUAUUUUACUGUUAAUUUAGCUUAUUAAAACCUCAUAUUCUUUAGGUUUUGUCUUAUUUCAAUUUAAUAAGCUAAAUAAAAGCAACAUGGAUAAAUAUCUUCGCCCUGAAAGAUUUGAUAUCGACCCGUCAAAUAGCUCUGGUACGAAAGCUUGGAUACACUGGCAUAAGACUUUCGAAAACUUCAUUUUCGUGCAGAAACCGACCGCUCCAGAAACAGAUGCACAGUCGGUUCCUCCGCCAGAAAAAUGGGACAGCAUAAAGUUUCAGCUUUUGAUAAAUCAUAUAUCACCAAAUAUCUACACAUAUAUAAGCGAAGCCACGAACUACGAAGAAGCGAUCACAAUACUGCAAAAACUGUAUGUAAAACCAAAAAAUCUGAUUUUUGCUAGACACAUGUUAGCAACAAGGAAACAACGACCAGAAGAAAGUAUCGACAUAUAUUUACAAGCUUUGAAAAUACUUUCUAAAGAUUGUGACUUUGCGGCUGUUGAUGCAGAAUCAAACAAAAACGAUAGCGUGCGUGAUGCUUUCAUAUCCGGUAUAUCAUCGCAUAAAAUCAGACAAAGGCUUUUAGAAAACUUAAAACUAACACUUGAUCAAGCUUAUAACCAAGCACUCUCUCUAGAAACUGGAAAGAUCAACUCUCAAAGCUUCCAUACUGUGUCUUUAAAUGCCGUUGAAGAAGAACCUAAAUUAGUCUGUACCAAAUCACAAACUGUGCACGACGAGACCUGCUCUUCUGUUAAUAAUCCUCGACGACGAAAAUGUUUCUUUUGUGGGGGACAAAUACAUCCUCGUAAGAAUUGCCCUGCAUUUGAAAAGUCUUGGCAAAGCCUGAAAAUUGGAAAUCAUAAAUAUGAUAACGUGAAUCUUCUUAUCGUGAAAAAUCUUUGUGCUGAUAUAAUUAUCGGCCAUGACGUCCUCAAAGAACAUUCAUCGCUAGAGUUCUCUUUCGGUGGGCCAAAACAUCCACUUCAAGUAUGUAACGUAGCCGAAGCAUCAGUACCAGCUGUACCGCUUUUUGCAAAUGUAUCUCCCAACUGCAAACCUAUUGCUAUUAAGUCUCGAAGGCACAGCAAAGAGGAUAGUGAAUUUAUUAAAGAGGAAAUCAGAAACCUUACAGAAGAAGGCGUGAUUGAAGAAAGUAAAUCACCGUGGAGGGCCCAAGUACUAAUAACAAAAACCGAAACUCAUAGAAAACGUCUUGUGAUUGAUUACUCUCAGACGAUUAAUCGUUACACAGAACUCGACGCGUACCCUUUACCAAACAUUGAGGACUUAGUUUCGAAAGUGGCAGAGAAUAUAUUUUUCAGCCUAAUAGACUUGAAAAGCGCGUACCAUCAAGUACCUAUACUACCCAAAGAAAGAAAAUUUACCGCUUUUGAAGCGCUCGGAAAUUUGUACCAGUUCAGGCGUAUCCCUUUUGGAAACCACAUACGGAAACAGAAGACCAAAACUUGGAAAUUCCUUCAUCUAAUGAGACGGGACCUGUGGUACUUGAUAAUAGCAGAGAGCUAG
Pieris napi is the source of this 1627-nucleotide messenger RNA. RefSeq lists its product as uncharacterized. The record is from RefSeq and is a predicted model, not a curated record. NCBI's taxonomy places the organism in Eukaryota, Metazoa, Arthropoda, Insecta, Lepidoptera, Pieridae. The transcript is spliced from 3 exons. The coding region runs from base 194 to 1627 and encodes 477 amino acids.